AUGGACGUAGAGUUAGGAAGGAAAGUUGACUCAGUUGAUGAGUCACCUUUACUCGAAAUUAAAGAACAUCUAGACUCACCCCAUCUUGCUUUUGAAGGACAGAACCAAUUUGGAGUUUACCAAAUUGAUGAUGUUACCCUAUCUGAGCUAGAACAGCAAAUAAAUUUUGUAGAUAGCCAAACCUUGGAAAAUAAGUAUCCUAGCCCUGAUAGCUUUACCCAAAAUUAUGAUGCUACUGUUGGAUCACGCCGAGGCAGAGCGAAAUUUAGGCUAAACCAAGCUUUCACGGGAAAUAGCAAAUUGGCCACUGACCUGAACGGAAAGAUAGACUUAAUCUUUAGUGAGCUGACGAGGAAGUUCGACACUUUGAGUGAACACAUUAAGAGACUGGACAGUUGGGUCGCGGAAAACGCAAUCGCCAUCAAAAGAGAGACAGGACGUCUCCCUGGGCGGGCUGACGCGAACCCAAAACGUCAAGUUAAUGUCGUGUUAUUGAGAAGCGGAAAACGCCUCAUUCCGAGCACAAUAGAAAUCAACAACACAGAGAAACAUGUUGUAGUUGAGGAAGCCGGUGAAAAUAGGUCGCGCCCUAUAAUCCUCGAUGAUCCCAACACCGAGUCAGAAAUACCUCGAGAGAAAGAGCGACCCAACACUGAGAAAGAGGCCAUCGACCUUGAGGAGGAAGAGGGAGAAUUGGGAGAAGAUGUCGAAAUCGAUCGACAAGAAAGAACGAACAAUGUCUAUCGACUCUCGACUCCUGUUGAACCCACUAUAGAAAGAGUGUAUAGGACUCUACCACCCUUCCCUCCUAACAAAACUCAGACUAAGCGAGAGCUAGAUAAAGCGAUCUGCAAGAAAGCAUUCGAUAAGAUCAUUUUGGAAAUGCCAUUGAGUGAUGCAAUAAAAGUUUCACCUUCAAUAAAAAAAUAUGCAAAAGAUAUGGUAUCCAACAGUUUUCCAGCCGCUGAGCGCAGCGUCAUGAUGGUUUCAGAGGAAGUAAGUGCAAUAAUCCAAGGCGAGAUCCCAAUCAAGAGACCCGAUCAGGGCAGUUUUGUUUUGAAUUGCAAUAUACGGAACAAAAAAUUAUCUCGAUCCCUUUGUGACCUAGGUUCCAGCGUGAACCUCAUGCCACAUUCUGUCGCAACAGCCUUAGGAUACGACAAGUUCAAACCUACCAACAUAACUUUGGUUCUGGCCGAUAGAUCCAUUAGAUUACCUGAGGGAGUGCUUGACGACGUGCCAAUAAGAAUUAACGGCUGUCGCGUUCCAACAGAUUUCGUGGCACUGAAAUACCAGAAUGAACCAAAGGACCCCCUUAUUUUGGGUAGACCAUUCCUAGCUACUGCAGGUGCGAUCUACUGUGUCAAAGAGGGUAGGAUAUGUCUAAACAUUGGAAGCAUUCCGAUGACUUUCAACAUGGAUAACCUGAUAAGAUGA
This is a messenger RNA of Brassica oleracea var. oleracea, 1437 nucleotides long. RefSeq lists its product as uncharacterized. NCBI's taxonomy places the organism in Eukaryota, Viridiplantae, Streptophyta, Magnoliopsida, Brassicales, Brassicaceae. The coding region runs from base 1 to 1437 and encodes 478 amino acids. The record is from RefSeq and is a predicted model, not a curated record. The transcript has a single exon.